Messenger RNA from Adineta steineri, 1629 nucleotides. The record is from the annotation of a GenBank genome assembly. NCBI's taxonomy places the organism in Eukaryota, Metazoa, Rotifera, Eurotatoria, Adinetida, Adinetidae.
AUGCGUGGUGAUUUAAAUACAGCACUUAAUCCAAUUCCACUUUAUAAACAAGGUGUUGAAGAAGAAAAAUCUGAACUUGCUCGAUUAUCAUGCUUUGCUGGAGCAAUGGCUGUUGGUGAUCUUAUUAAAACAACACUUGGUCCAAAGGGCAUGGAUAAAAUCCUUCAAUGUAGUAUGAGUGGUGGACCUGAUGCUGGUAAAUUAUUAGUCACCAAUGAUGGUGCAACCAUAUUAUCAAAAAUUGGUAUUGAUAAUCCAGUAGCUAAAGUUCUUGUUGAUAUUUCAAAAGUACAAGAUGAUGAAGUUGGCGAUGGUACAACAUCAGUUGUUGUUUUAGCUAGUGAACUUCUUCGAGAAACGGAAAAUUUAUUAGCACAAAAAAUUCAUCCUCAAACAGUUAUUGCCGGAUGGCGUAAAGCAACCGAUGAAGCAUUACGUGUUUUAGAAGGAAUCGCAAAAAAUAAUAGUGCAAAUCCAGAACAAUUCAGAAAGGAUCUUAUGAAUAUUGCUCGUACAACACUUAGUUCAAAAAUUUUACAAGGAAAAAAAGAUUACUUUGCAAAAUUAUGUGUUGAUGCUGUAUUAAAAUUACAUGGUAAAACUGAUUUACAAGGUAUUCAAAUAAUCAAACGUUUAGGAAAUAAUAUGAGUGAUUCAUAUCUUGAAGAAGGUUUUCUUUUGGAAAAACGUAUUGGUAUUAACAUGCCAAAACGUUUAGAAAAUGCACGUAUUCUUAUUGCUAAUACACCUAUGGAUACAGAUAAAGUUAAAGUAUUUGGUGCACGUGUACGUGUCGAUACAGUUGCUAAAGUAGCUGAAUUGGAAUUAGCUGAAAAAGAAAAAAUGAAAGAUAAAGUUAAUAAAAUUCUUCAACAUAAUUGCAAUGUAUUUAUUAAUCGACAAUUGAUCUAUGAUUAUCCUGAACAAUUAUUUGCUGAAAAGGGUGUCAUGGCUAUUGAACAUGCUGAUUUCGAAGGUGUUGAACGUUUAGCUCAAGUUCUUGGUGGAGAUAUUGUUUCAACAUUCGAUACACCAGAUAAAGUACGUUUAGGAAAAUGUGACUUGAUUGAAGAGAUUAUUAUUGGUGAAGACAAACUCAUCAAAUUCUCAGGUGUAUCUCAAGGUCAAGCAUGUACAAUUAUCUUACGUGGAGCUACCCAACAAAUUCUCGAUGAAGCUGAACGAUCAAUUCAUGAUGCUCUCUGUGUUUUAUCACAAACAGUUCGAGAACCACGCAUUUGUUAUGGAGGAGGUGCCGCUGAAAUGAUGAUGGCUACUGCUGUUUCUCAAUUAGCCGAAAAAACACCUGGUAAAGAAUCCGUUGCUAUUGAAUCAUUUGCUCGUGCACUUCGACAAUUACCAACAAUUAUUGCUGACAAUGCAGGUUAUGAUAGUGCUGAAUUAGUUGCUAACCUUCGUGCUGCUCAUACAGCAGGAAAAUCAACAUAUGGUCUUGAUAUGGACAAAGGUGUCACUGCCGAUAUGGUUGAUCUUGGCAUUGUUGAAUCCUAUCAUCUUAAACGUCAAGUUGUUAGUAGUGCAGCUGAAGCAGCUGAAAUGGUAUUACGUAUUGAUAAUAUUAUUCGAGCACCACCCCGUCAACGCCAACGUGACAUGCGUAAUCAUUAA